Messenger RNA from Scomber scombrus (Atlantic mackerel), 2892 nucleotides. RefSeq names its product ArfGAP with FG repeats 2 (gene agfg2). The coding region runs from base 216 to 1772 and encodes 518 amino acids. The record is from RefSeq and is a predicted model, not a curated record. Lineage: Eukaryota; Metazoa; Chordata; Actinopteri; Scombriformes; Scombridae. The transcript is spliced from 14 exons. Gene Ontology annotation, molecular function: GTPase activator activity.
AUCUGCAGUUUUCCGGUUUGUGUGCAGCUGUUUCUGUCUGACUUGACGUGCCUCUCCUCUCUGUGCUGCCUCGCAUCGGGCGCUGAAGCCGCAUAAAAAAGCGUUUUCCAUAAUGCGGGCGCAGUGAACGGAGGAGACCCAGGAGGAGGGAAGCAGAGGGUUUACACUGAGCCUGCCUGACCCGCCUGUCAGGCACCGCAACCGGGAGGAUUACAAUGUCGAACCGAAAGCACCGGGACAACCAGGAGAUCUGCGCCCGCAAGGUCCGUGAGCUGGCCCAGUCUGGAGUAAACAAACACUGCUUCGAGUGCAGCCAGCCCGGGGUGACUUACACCGACAUCACGGUGGGCAGCUUCGUGUGCACGUCGUGCUCCGGAAUGCUGAGAGGCCUCAACCCUCCCCAUAGAGUCAAGUCUAUCUCCAUGACAACCUUCUCCCAACAGGAAGUGGAAUUCCUCCAGAACCAUGGCAACGAAGUUGGGAGGAGGACUUGGCUGUGUGUGUUUGACCCAAAGACAGACGCCUGCUCCGACAUGAAGGACUCUCAGAAGUUCAAAGAGUUCCUCCAGGACAAAUAUGAGAAGAAGAAAUGGCAUUUUUCCAAAAGUAAGAACCGGAGGGACGUGGAGGGUCCUUGGAGCCCCGGGGUCCAGGCUGUACCCCCUUCUCAUGGUCCAUUAGCCAACCAGGUUCCACCCCAUAACAUGCCACCCAACGCCAGGUCCAUGAGGACGCUGCCUCAGUCCCAGCUGCCGCCAUGGGAUCGAGCCCCCGCCAUCUCACCUGCCGACAUGCGAACAGACGUGUUCACCGCUCGGCCCUCGCGCUCCCAAAGCUUCAGAGACCCACCUCUGAAAGAUCCCACCCUUUGCGGGAUAGAAAGACAGCGCCCGGGCUCCCUGUCAUCAGCGCUGGGAGGUCAGAGCCACGCCCCCUCCUUCCCUGCCCUCCCACGGCCCUCAGCCAGUAGCUCUUUCAAAAACCACUUCACUUUAGGUCGUACAGUGUCGGCCUCGGGGGCCACGGGGCCCUUCAGAGCCUUCCCCAAGUCUCUAAGCGUGGACUUUGGAGGUCUGAACCAUCCUCAGCAGCAGCAUCUGCCCCAGUCUCUGUCCCAGCAGCAUCAGCACGCCUCUGGUGUCGGCCAGACGGCGACAACGCCGGGCAGCGGCUCCAACCCCAUGGACAGGUACGCUGCGGUGUCACACCUGGACAGCGUCUUCUCUGACCCGUCGCCGGCAGCUCCACCUGCUGGCCCUCCGCAGUACAGCACCCUCUUUGGCAGCAGGUUGUCAUCCAGCUCUACUCCUGCCAGUUCCCCCGGUGUCGAUACAGUCUCCAGCUCCCAAACCUUUGCAAAUUUCCCAAACCCAUUCAGUUCCAGCUCCAGCUCCAGCUCAGCUUCCCAGCAGCCCGUUGCCCUCUCCCCCAGUAACCCCUUCAGCAGCUCAUCAGGAGGUGAGACUCAUGUUCAGGGUCCUUCAGAUGAAACGCUGCGACAUCUGUCUGCAAGUUUUUCAACACGUGGGAAAGGUGAUUCCAGUGCGUUUGUCACCUCGCCCACCUCAGUUUUCCCGCCGUCCGCCUCGUUUCCAGCACCUGCUGCCCAGAAUGCAUUUCCUCAUGAGUCAGCCAAUAACCAGGAAGCCAAUGGUUUUGCCUCUUUCCCUGCGUCCGACUCUCAGCCCAAAGUCCCUCGUCCUAUGUCGGUGAACCCGUUUACAGGGAAUGUUUACCCCAGUCGAGGGACGUCGCGAAACCCUUUCAUCUGAUACCCCCGUCGAGCCCCCCCCCCCCCCUCCCUCUCCUCACUCCUCCACCCUCCCAUCCAUCUCUGGGAACCGAGGAGGGAGAAGUGAACUUGAGGAGUCGCUGCCAUUUCAAUGCCUCUGGAGUAUUUUCACCCUCAGAGGAGGAGGAGGAGGAGGAGGAGGAGGGUUUUGGACGCCCAUGCAGAACCCCUUACACCUCCCACCCUUAACUCCCCCUUCUCCUUUUUUUGUCUGUGUUUACGUGUUUUUGUGUGUGUGUGUGUGUGUGUGUGGAAGGAGGUGAAAAAAAAGAAAAAAAGGCAUGAAUGUAAUUAUGAUGAAAUUUCAGCGUGUCUGUAUGGGAGCCUGCUGUGUUUGUACCAUGUGACGUCACGUCUGAAGGUGUUUGUGUGCCAGUAGAUGCCACCUCAGGGCUCUGUGGGAGUCAAGAGUUAAAACGACGCCUCUAAAAUUUUUGGAGAAACUCACACGUAUAUCACACCACAACGUUGCUGCUGCUGCUACUUUUGCGUUCAUCUCCUGCUUUAAACUGCAAAAGAAAAAAAAAAGAAGAAGAAGAAACAGUAAAUCCGUCAGCGUUGUCUCCUGCUUUAAAACUCUCAAGUCUUUCAGUCGUCCAAAGGAAAAGCCGAAAACUCCGACCCAGCAUCACGAGUUUCUACAGAUGGUUAUAACCGCCUUAACAGCCUCCUGAUGCGUAUGAAAAAAAAGAUAAAAACAGGCUUUUCUCUGUAGUGGGGUGUGUGUGUGUGUGUGUGUGUGGAACAUGUUUGCAUCGUCACUGUUUUUUGUCAGGUUUUUCCUUUUUUGAAGGAUAAUGUACAUUUUCCACUCUCAGGCUGCAUGCGCUUAGAGGGCUAAAAAGGAGAUGCUACUGAAUGUAAAAGCAAUUUCAGAACAACUUUAAACGUGUAUUAAAUAAAACAAAAAACGUCAUGGCUUCAUGUACCGGACCAAAAUGCUGUUUCUUUUCUUUGUUUUUUUUUCAGUUGAUUUGGAGGCAAAAGUUUAUUUCCUUUUAAUAUUUUUGCCAAAAAGAGAGAAAAAAAGUGAGAGAUUCAUGUAACGUCUUUGUAAUGACAAGUAUUCAUGUUCAUAAAAUCAGUUUGUUGCUUUUUAA